This is a messenger RNA of Gigantopelta aegis, 3287 nucleotides long. RefSeq names its product demethylmenaquinone methyltransferase-like. NCBI's taxonomy places the organism in Eukaryota, Metazoa, Mollusca, Gastropoda, Neomphalida, Peltospiridae. The record is from RefSeq and is a predicted model, not a curated record. The transcript has 8 exons. Bases 2557 to 3147 code for a protein of 196 amino acids.
UCUGCAUUUUUAAUGAUUAUGUCUACUUUGAUAAUGUUAUUACCUACGGGUUGCGGGCUAGGCCCUUCUGCUUGUUGGGAUUUAGGGGUGGCGUUGUUGGUAUUCAUUUUUGAUAGGGUUAUAUCAAAAUACAAGAAGCGUAAGUAUGGUAUAAGUGGUUUAUGGGAACUAAGUAAUACAAACAAGUUUAAUUCGGCUCACUAAGAACAGAAAACUACGAUGAUAAUGCAAACGUGUAAACUGAAAAUAAUAAGCUCUGGUUUCAAGUAUAAUACAAUAUUGUAAAAAACAAAGUGGCCUACCUUCAAUCCUGAGUUCAAGACUGCUCCUUAUAUCCUAUGUGUUCUUGUUGCUUUCCUGGUCGAGAGUCCACUGCUACACGGUCAGCUAGGAACAGAGUUUUUUGAUAAUUCAAAGAAAAAUAACAGCUAUUUGGAUAGCAGAGGUGUGACGUAUUAUUUUUGAGUCUCGUGACGGGCAUCCAUCAGCUAAGCGUUCAGUGUCAAAAUGGCCGACCAACCUGUGUGCCGAUAACGCGUGGGCGACAUGUCCAAUUAGGAACACCAGAACGGAAAAGACGAAGGAAAAAUAUAUGCCACAAACAAGUGGGCUACCUCAUUCAGUGGACAUAGGCAGUGUCCGAAAAGUGGGAAAAUUGUCGAAACCGCCAUUCAUGGUCCCACAAAGAAAUGGCCAAUCGAGUUAUCGACUCAGUGUUGACACAGAGAGGUAGGCUGUUCGUCUUGCUUGAAUUUGUUUUUUUAAAACCUGCUAUCAUACUAUUUAAAUAAUUUAUUCAAUAUGCAUACACUAUAUAGGCGUUAAUUGUCACACAAUUUAGGCUUUACAAAUAUAAAGUCCUUCUAAAAAGCAUUACGGGUGUUAUUGUUGUUACCAAUUUCAAAUGUUUUUCGCCCAAAGUCUUUUCAUUAACUUUUUUUUUUUUACAACAUGCUUACUGGUAAAAUAUACAAAUGUUUUUCUGAUUAUCAAUGAUUCAAGGUAUUUCUUUAAUUAAUAUUGCAAUAUUGUUUACAGUGCUCAAUUCUCCUAACAAUGAAUGUUUGGGUUUUUUCUUCUUCCUUUUUUAGUUGCAUAUAAAAAUAUAUGUUUAAUAGUUUGUAUACAUAUUUGAAAUUAUUUUACAUUGUUUAUAUAAAUUAAAUUGAUAAACUUAUGCAUUUAAUUGGCCUUGGUGAUCAGGCUUUCUGUCAGAAAAUAAUUUGAGGGUACAUAAUUUUUUUUUUUAAAUGUUCGUAUGACAUACAGUGCACCUACUAGUUACUCCCAGCCUCCAUCAACACAAGUCAACACCAAGUAGGUCUGUUAAUUUAAUUUUAGGUUUUUGUAAAUAAUUUAUAAUAUUUCCAUAUACUUACCAUUUGUGACACCCAAUAGCCGAUAUGUAUUUUUGUGCUGGGGUGUCGUUAAACAAACAUUCAUUCAUACAUUUGUAAAUAAUUUCGUUUUCAUUUGACAGAAACAGAAAAGUAGAAUUUGUUUAAAAAAACAAAAAACAAAACAAAACAACACCAAACAAUAUUUUUGGUUGCAAUGAAAAGAAAAUAUUGUAGUGCAUUCGAGUGGUGGUGGUGGUGGGAUAUUACUACAGUCUGCGAAUGAUGCUCACUGCUGGGAAAGACUAGGUGGUUAUGGGUUUGUAAAUGGACACAGCAUUUUAUGUACAAAUGUUAAAACAGCAGUUCUCUUACUAUUAUCUUUAAUCAUGAAAAUGUAUUAAUUAAUUUCCAAGAUUUAAGGGUAUGUAAUUUACCAUUCAUGGCCUCUUGACAGAAACCCUGGCUGUGCAGUGGAUAUUUCACUGAGCAAAAGGCUACUAUGGGUUUGAAUUCCACUAGAGGCAUGUUAUUAAUCAUGGUAUCACCUCGGAUAUAGUUAUAUAGGGAGAUUGAUUAUAAUCCACACUUGCUUGGGACAUUUCCCUACUAUGCGAAUUGAUAUUUAUUGUUCAUUCAAGAAUAAUUGAUUUAACCCAAUAUUUGUCAGUGUAAUUUAAUUAGUGCAAGAACUGGUACAGGGUAUAAUACUAAAUAGUAAAACAAAACGUCGAAAAAUUAAUAGACCAACUUGGUGUCGACUUGUUUUAAACUAUUUUUCUAAAUACUAUAGACAUUGCAAUGUAGACAUAAAUGUACUAAACAUUGUUACAGGAGGGUAAUUUUAAUUUACAAGACAUAAACCUGCUAGAGAAACACUUUUUUCUAUUGCAUUCUAAACUGAGGAAGCACCGGUGUCAUGUUCAUUUAUUAUACUGACAUGUGUUUGAUGUCUUUCUGCAUGAGUGAUUCAGACCUGGAAACGCCGAACAAUCACAUCUUCAUGUAUGUUGCAAAAUGCAAAACGAUUUGGAUACAGUUAUCCUUCAUUCCAAGCCUGAAGGUACUUGGCAGCUAUUGAUUAUCAGCAACAUCUCAAUAGGCCAUAUGAUAUGUGAAAACCAAAAAUGGCAAAUUGAGGUACCAGAGGGUAUACUCGAAACACAGUAAGCAUUGAUCGCCACCUUCCCUCCGCCGUUGGUCCCCCUGAUUGGAGUGCAUGUCGGUCGAGCGCAGAAGGUCGCUCUUCCCUCCGGGAGACGUACAGGUGUCGAAUAUCGUUGACUACCAAGCUCCGGUGGAAUUGGCGCGAACCAUGGCGGACCUGUUUCCAGACGGGAGAGACAAGGUCAAGGUCCUUGAUGCUGCAGCUGGAACAGGACUCGUUGGGGUGGAACUGUUUAAAGUUGGAUUUAAAAAUCUAGAUGCUGUUGACGCAGCUGAGGGCAUGUUAGCUGUAGCGGAAUCGAAACACAUCUACCAGCGCCUGAUCUGCCAAUACCUGGGAGAAAAUAAAUUAGGAAUCGACAGUCGAAUCUAUGACGCAGUAACAAUGUGCGGAGGAGUAGGACAUAAUGCUGUUCCAGCUGCUGGUUUCAAGGAACUCCUGACUAUUAUAAAACCAGGUGGAGUGUUUGUGAACGCCACGCGGGUAGAAAACGCUAGUGAGAUCGACGAGUACCGAGAUACCACGCUGCCUCUCUUCGAGAAACUGGCAGAAGAGGGAAAAUUGAAACUCGAAACGGAGAGGAGAUUUCCUGUCUAUUUGCAUGGAAAAGAAGGAGUCAUUUCAGUAUACAGCGUUUUGUAAUGGAAAACGAAGAUUCGAAACGCACAAAAAGAAAUAAACAUUUUCUUUUAUCUUCGUGGAAAUGAAUUGGUUUUUUUCAGUAUACAGAUUUGUAAAUGAAAAUAUUAUAAAAAUAAAACUUCUUUGAUAUAGAAAUAUUU